Messenger RNA from Pichia kudriavzevii, 2070 nucleotides. RefSeq lists its product as uncharacterized. Gene Ontology annotation, cellular component: transcription factor TFIID complex. The transcript has a single exon. The record is from RefSeq and is a predicted model, not a curated record. Lineage: Eukaryota; Fungi; Ascomycota; Pichiomycetes; Pichiales; Pichiaceae. The coding region runs from base 1 to 2070 and encodes 689 amino acids. Gene Ontology annotation, biological process: transcription initiation at RNA polymerase II promoter.
AUGCCACAAUCAUCACCCAAAAAUGUUCAAAUGUCGAAGGGAAAAUCGCAAACCACAGAAAGAGUCUCUAUUCGAAUGCAGGACAUUCCAACACAACUUCUCGAAAAAUUGGUUGGUGACUUUCUACAAAAGGCGAACGAAACCUACAGAAAAACUCAAGGUGAUAUUGACAUCCCAGCUCUUGAAGUAGCACCCAGCAAUGAAGAACCAAUCAAAAAGAAAGCAAGAACUUUGAAAACUCUACACCCUCCCAAUGCUAGUGCUGAAGGAGUAGUGAUUGAGCGAUCUAAAUACGUAGAUAAACAAUUAGAGCAGUAUGGGAGGCCGUUGGAAGGCCAAUAUAGCGUUACAAAUACUAGGGUAACAUCAGAUGAACCGAUGGCUGACGUACUGAAGUUGGCAGUUUUUCAAACGAUGAAAGCAAGCAUUGCAAACAAAUACCAUGAAAGUGAUUUUUCGAGCCAAGAGACAUCGGUUGAUUUAAUGUGUCAAUGGGUGUCUCAAUAUUACAAUAUACUUACUAGAAGACUAAUUCGACUUAUGGAGAUUCAAAGGAGGAGAUCUCCUAAUAGAGAUGAUCUGAAACUUUUGGAGAGAGAAGGUCUUUUUAAUGCGCAGGGCAUUCACGAUAUGUAUGACUUGUCAAAUGGUUUUAGUCAGCCUAAAAACAAGAAAUUGAUAGAGUUAAUAAAAACCAAGGCAAAAGAGGCAAGGACAGCAUACACGGGAAUAGAUAACGGCUACUUUAAUGGCUUACCAGAUGAAAUAUUUUUAGAAAAAGAGAGCUGGCUGAAUCAAGUAGACACUCGAGGAAAUCGUAAGCCAUAUAUUCCAGAAUGGAUGCCCCAGUUACCACCAGAUUAUACCUAUAAAUCAACCCCUAAAUACAAUCACCUAGUCACAGAUCCAGUAGUUCUGAAAUCUACACUAGUUAAAGAGGGUAGGUUAGCGGAAAAGGCUUUGAAUCACAUUAUAGUCAAAGAGGAGAAUCCGUUGGAGACAUUUUCAGAUGAAAGUAUAAGUUCUAGUGACGAUGAAGAGAAAGAAGUGGUUAGAUCUGAUGAUGCUUCCAUUGACGUUGGAGUGGCGCAAGCACAAAAUACAGAAAAGAGGCUGGAUAAUUUACUAUCAAAUUCCAUGUCUUCUGCAGAGUCACCACAUAGCGACAACGAUAGAGAUGAAAAAACAGAAAAAGAAAAGCAAGCGGAGAGAAAUGAUAUUGUAGAGUUAGCAAGAAACAGAAUGGCUGUGUUAGAACGAAGACGUAAGGAAGAGGAUGAAAGAAUAAAGUCGAGAACUCAGUCCGAAGAAAGCAUUUUGGGCAGAAAGUUUGGCUUGUAUUCAGCUUUGAAAAAACUACCGGAUGAUAUAGAUCAUGAAAUGGAAGAAUAUCGGGACAGAGGUUUGAGUGGUUUGAUACACAAUCUCCACAAACAGGAAAAAUGGUUCAAAAAGUGGGAAGUUGAGCAGCGAAAGCUACGGAAGAAACAGGAGGAAGAAAAGAGUAAGUAUCAGGAGGCCAACGAAAUACAGAUUAACAUAGGGCUUGAUAGUGCCACCAAUUUUGCCAUUGCUAAUAUUGAAGAAGAUGUGGACUUUGGUGUUGAAUUUAGCGAUAUGGAAGACUAUGAUGAAUCUGAACUUAAAACAAAUCAGCAAACUGCACAGCAUGGCGAGCAUAAUGAUGGAUCUGUGAUCGGAAGGUCUCAGAAUGAAGUACAUGAGGGAUCAGUUCGAUUUCAAGAACAAGUUGAAGUCAUUAGUUCCAAAUCUGAAGGUUCCGAAGGUAAGGAUAUUCUUAUGGGUGACAACGUAUCAGUGACCAAAACAAAUGAAGCAGAGACUGAAGUUGCUCAAUCUCCAGAUAUUUUUGAUUCUAUUACAAGAUUGCCUGAUAUUUCGACAAAAAAAGAGCUAGUAACUUCUAAAGAGACGAUAGGAAAAGAAGGCACGGUUAUUGCAAGUGAUUCUAAUGGUGUGAAAGAAAGCUUUGAAGUAAAGGAAACUACUGAUACUGUAGAAGAUAUGGAUGUUGAAGAAGAUAUAGAUAUGGAUAUAUUUGAAGAUUAG